Phyllopteryx taeniolatus (common seadragon) is the source of this 5731-nucleotide messenger RNA. RefSeq lists its product as uncharacterized. Gene Ontology annotation, molecular function: telomeric repeat DNA binding. Gene Ontology annotation, cellular component: shelterin complex. The record is from RefSeq and is a predicted model, not a curated record. NCBI's taxonomy places the organism in Eukaryota, Metazoa, Chordata, Actinopteri, Syngnathiformes, Syngnathidae. Gene Ontology annotation, biological process: regulation of telomere maintenance via telomere lengthening; telomere capping. Bases 261 to 4112 code for a protein of 1283 amino acids. The transcript is spliced from 23 exons.
UCGUCAGCCAACCAGGAAAGGGGGUUUGCUGUGAUCUGGACUGAGGCGGAUGAGACCAGCGACCAUUGUUCCGUUCCGCCUCUCCUCGCCUUUUACCAGGCUAAAAACAAGAGCCCGAAGCGGCUUCUGGCUACCAAACGGAGCUAACGACGCGAGCUGGCGGAUAUCGUCACGUUUUUUUUGUUUUUUUUUGUGUCCCCUCUCGACGUACUCCCAACCCGAGUGGUGGGGUCCGCUCGGGUUUGUCAGUCAGCUGCUAAAUGGAAAUAAAACGAGGAGCUGAAAAUGGCAGCAGUCGAGCUAAUGACCUCCCUGUGCAUUACCUCCGCCUCCUGGCCCCGCCAUUGCAGCUCCUGUCAGCUGCAAUGUGGCGUGUCGUGCAGCAGGGACUGGUGGACCACUACGGCAUGCUGGAGGAGUUUGUUACCAUGGUGACGGAGCUGGUCCCCGAGCUUAUGAGCUACAGCCAGAGGGCUCAGCUCACCCUGGGACUAAGGGCCAGGCUGGUUCUGGAGUUGUGUCGAGGUGAGCAGCCAGCGGACAUGCGGACCAUGCAGCCCCAUCUGGACAGAAUCAAAGCUCCUGUCAGCACAGCCAAGGAUCACCAUAGUACCAUAGACCUGGUGGAGGAAUCUGAGGUGAACUUUGUGGAGCUAGUGCACUCCUUAUUGGAGGAUCCAAUGGAGAGGAAGUACUUUUUUGAGGAGAUCUUUCCUGUGUACUUUGGGCCAAAGUAUGAUGCAGCACUCGAGAUGUUGGUGUGGGAGUUUAUUUCCAGACUGGAGGAACUGCUCCCGGUCCCCGACUUCACACAGCUGGCAGCUUUGCUCGGCGACGCUCCGUCCUUCCUCAGCGACUGUUUACAAUCCUUUUUCCCGCCAGCCGACAUGAAGGCUCUACUUGAACACCACAGAAACCUUGGUCAUUUUGAGGAAAAAGAUCCAAGGUUAUUACCUAUGGACGACUGCAUCCUCACCUCGAUGUCCCUGCCUCCUGGGACCAAAGCCGCCACGGACACUACCUCCUACUUGCCCGCUCACAGAGACCCAAGGCCCUCGGAGCACCACGCCCGCCCCGACGCGCCCGCCAACACGAGCACCCCAGAGAUGACGAGAAGGUGGCCUCGAGACUUUUCUAACGAGAACAGGAAGGUGAAUUCCUGCGACGAAACCAUAGACCUUACGACGUCCAACGAUCCAGAGCCCGAUGAGCUCAGCCAAAGCUUCAGAGGGGGUCGGGCCCUCAGAAAGAGGAAGCUGAGCGGUGGCGUGGAGACACCCGCAAAGCAGCGGAUGGAAGCGUCAUCAUUCUUAGAGUCCUCUGUGGAUGAUGAGAAUUCUGGUGAAUCUCCCUUAAUCUCCAUAUGGGGCGAUUAUACAGAAGCUCCUGAAGGUCCUGCCACGGCGGCGAGCGACCCAAAAGUUCCCUGGACGGAAGAGGAGACUCUCCAUCUGCUCGACAUUUGGGGGAAUGACACGGUGCAGCAGGCUUUGAAGGGUUGCCUGAAGAACCGGCACAUUUACGUCCAGAUCGCCCACACAAUGGCCGAGAGGGGCUUCAAGAGGACGGUGGAGCAGUGCCAGACACGCAUCAAGCGCCUGAAGAAAGGCUUCCGCCAGAAUAAGGGCACCUCCCGAGUGGAGCAUACAUUUUACGAGCACAUGAAGCGGGUGCUGGGAUCGCCGGCCGCGUCCGCCGCGCCAGAUUUGACGUAUGACGUCGACGAGGUUAUCGACGACGAGGAGUCUCAGGACGGUGACGAGGACUUGCAGUUUGUGGGGCAGACCAGUCAGGAAAUGGGAACUAGAAAUGUGCCAUGGACAGAACCGGAAACGCUGGCCCUCAUCAACACGUGGGGCCAGGAGAAGCUGCAGCAGGAGCUGAGAGGAACAAACAGAACCAUGCACAUGUUCCCUAUCAUCUCCACACAGAUGGCCGCGCAGGGCUUCUCCAGGACGCCCGAGCAGUGCCAAACCAGGCUGAAGAGGCUCAAGUCCAGUUUCAGGCAGUGCUACGAAAACAACAUGAAGGGUCUGGAGCAAGUUCAGUGCAAGUUUUAUAACGAGCUGGCAAGAUUUUUAUUGAAAGAACACCGCUCAACGCCGCAAAUGAAUGAGACGUCAGCAGAGACCGACGACAACGACUCGCCCUCCUGCUCCGUUCAGGACGUCGUGUCUGUUGUCAGCCUCCAGGAUGACAGGAAGAAAGUCCCCUGGGCUGACAAAGAGACCAUCAUCCUUCUGGAGCUUUGGGGAGAAUCGCAGAUCCAGCAGAACACUAAAGGUUUUCCGCCCAACGUUCACAUUUUCAGUGAAAUAUCAGAGAAACUGUCCGUCCACGGUUUCACUCGCACCGCCGAGCAGUGCCACACCAGAAUCAAAAGACUCAAGACCAAUUACUGGCAGUGUCGAGACAGCAUGAGCUCGUCCGGGACCGAAAAGCUCAAUUUCAAAUUCUUCAAUUUGAUGGAACAAAUCCUGGACAAGCGUCCGUCCACCUCCACCGCUGUAGUCACAGACCCCAUUGAAAUAUCAGAAGACUCCAACGGCGACUCUGUGACUGAAACGGAGGGAGAAGCGGGCGUAGCCAUCAGCUCGUGGUCGGAUGAGGAGACCUCGGCACUGAUCGACAUCUGGGGAGAAGAGGAAGUGCAGCGCUCGCUCACGGGUUUCGUCUCCAACGGACACGUUUACGCCGAAAUUUCCGGGCGGCUGCACGACCUCGGCUACGCCAAAACCCCGGAGCAGUGCCACGAGAAAGUUAAGAUGUUGAAGAGCAACUUUCUCAAGUGUUACGAAGGGAAGAAAUGCGGAAGGCGAGUGGAUGACAUUCUACAAGUGAAGUUCUACAACCAGUUGGAGCAAGUGUUCGGCACGGACGUGGUUUCGCUAGACGACUGCGACGAGCAGGAUGCGGGGACGCUAGACCCUCUGAACACGCCAUGGAGCGAGCAGGAAACGGAGGCCCUGGUGGAGGUGUGGGCCGCCGACGACGUGCAGCACAGCCUGAAGACCUGCAUCCGCAACGGGCACGUCUUCGUCGACAUAGCCAAGAGGCUGGCUGCAGUGGGCUACGUCAGGAGCGCCGAGCAGUGCCAGGCCAGGAUCAAACGGCUGAAGAAGACCUACAGGCGCCACUGCAACAGCCGCAGAAAUGGCCGAUCCGGAGCCUUUCGCUACUUCAACCUCCUCGCUCCGGUGCUGGGUGAUGAUGCCCUCUUUGAUGAAGUGGAUACUUCGUCGUCUUCUGCUUCUCUAACCUUGCCGCCCUUUGAAGAAACCUACGCAGACGUCUACGAGCAGCCCUCCACCAGCCACCUGGUGCCCGACCCGAGCAGGAAGAUGCCGUGGUCGGACCAGGAGACGCACACCCUGCUGGAGAUUUGGGGCGAGGACAACGUGCAGCUGACCCUGAGGGGUUGCCUGAAGAACCGCCACGUCUUCGAGUUCAUCUCGGAGAGGAUGAGCAACCGGGGCUACGCCAGGACCACGGAGCAGUGCUACACUCGCAUCAAGCGCCUUAAAUACGGCUUCCUCCACGAAAAGCAGGAAUUUAAGUUCUUCCGAGAAAUGGAGGAAAUCUUCAGUCGGGAGUUAAAGUUGGACGCGUCGGUCGCAGGCAUCCCGGUCCCGGACGAGCCCGACAGCGGCACGUACGAACCCAUCAGAGGUAAAGCGACCAAUUCGCAGAGCACAGCAGACCUCCCCCAAAGCUUCAUGAUUCCAAUCCGUCCCCCUCCAGAUUUUGUGUCCCCGGGCAACCAGUGGCUGUCGGACAACUCCAAGCAUCCGUGGAGCGACGGCGAGACGGAGGUGUUGCUGAGCGUGUGGGGGAGCGAGGAUGUGCAGGAGAACCUGAAGGGCUGCACCAAGAACAAGCACAUCUUCAUGCAGAUCUCUGACGCGCUAGCCAGCCACGGCUACCAGCGCACGCCCGAGCAGUGCCAGACCCGGAUCAAGAGGCUCAAGUACAGCUUCCGGCAGUUCCUCGACGGCAGGAAAGGAGACAAACAGGAGUGCAAGUAUUUUGACCAGCUGGUCAAGAUAUUUGGCGACAAGUACAUCAUCUCUGACCAGCAGCCCGACGAUGUGGCUGAUGUUUUUGAGUCGUAAAAUAAAAGGCACUUUGUUGCCGUGCCAAAUACUGGAGCCACAAGGAGGUCGAAGAAGAAUGUUCAACCGGGACGUUCAUGCUGAAAAACUGUGACGUCAUCGUAUGCGCUGAUGCCAUAUUCGGGCGCUUCCGCCCACCCCCCAGCCUCACCCCAAUCCCAAACCAAGACGCUCAGAAGGGACGCACGUGUGACCGUGUCCUCGCAUGAUGCUGGUCUUCCUUCGGGAACCGCUGACCUUUUUCCAAACAAAUGUCCACUAUCUUUUUUGUACUUGACGACACUUCACGAGUCCAAUCUAUUACCUUUCUACUUCAUUUUAUACACUAUUGUUGUAUACAAUUUUAAGUGCUAAAGAAUGAGAUACAUUCUGUUUCUUAAUCACGUCAGACGUCUUAAGCAGAGUUCUAUUUAUUUAAAACGUUUCUGUAUGUGAUCCAAAGUUUUAUAGCUAAUUUAUUUGUUUGUUUUUUCACCGUCACUGAGUUUUCUUUCUUUCUUCUCAUGCGUAUGAUCGUUUUUUUUUUUUUUGUUUUGGGUUUUUUUUUUUUUAUCAUUGGUGAAAAGCUGGUUUAAUUUCAGGAUAUAUUGCUGUAAUUUGUCAUGUUAGAAUUUCAAACUUUGUACAGCGGGAUCAUUAUAAAUAAAGCGCCCUCAAGGGAAAAAAACGGUUUGUGACUCAAUUACAAACUGAGUGAAAUGCCGCCGUCUUGUGGCCAAUCGGAAGAGUUACAUCUUAGGUGGGCAGUUUUUCCUGAACUGUUGCUGCACUUAGAACAUUUCGUAGUAUAUUACAAAUCGCAGUUCUAUCGCGCAGUAGAUUACAUGGCAAGCGACUGCUGCUCGACACAUUUCGACAAGGCCAUUAAGAAGGUGUCUCCACCUCAGUCCUGUUCUCGUCACUGGUGAGCCACACAGACAGUCGGAGAGAUAAAAAUGUCAUGUUUGAAUUUGUUUCAGCAAAUAAAGAUGAGCAACCAGCAGGAGGCUUAAUUCCUGUGAUGAUAUCAUGGUGAAGGUGGAAACAUGUUACAACACCCAAAAUGGAUUAAUUUCCAAUGGUGAGGAUGGUAAAAGAUUGUGCUCCACACUAGACCUCAUUGUUAACUCGCACACUCCAGGCUUAUUGAAGAAGCAAGUUUCUGAAGUCUGGUUCAAGUUGUCAGUUUCCCCCUGUAUGCUCAUCUGCGUUAAAGACAAUCUUCUGAAGGAGCGUAAGGACACAUAAGAUGACUUGCAGCAACCAAUCCUGACAUCCUGCUUUUUGUGUGCAGUCUUGACAACCUCUUGGUGACGUCAUCCAGAGCUGCAAGAUGUACGAAGCUGGCCUGUUGCCAUGUCUGCUGGGUUGAACACGCUGCAAAACAAAUGAUGCCUUAAACAUUUUAACUUCUUUCUCCAAAGCUGCAGUCAGGACCCUCAACAAGGUACUUCAUUUUCCUCGUGAGACCCUCACGUGAUGGGUUUCCCUUCGACUAAUGUCCACCAGGUAGUGCUGAAGAAUCUCUUGGCCCUGAAGAACCCAAGACUUCAUGCGUGUAGUGUGGAGUCACCACCAGCUUUUUAUGGCUCUUUUUAACUGUCAGCUGCAAUGUUAUUUUAAUAAAAUAAGAAAAUAUA